AUGAUUCAGCCGAUGUUACAGCCAAUGGUAUUUUAUGGUUUUGUUUUUCUUAGUUUUUGUUUCUUUCACCCAGCAGAACCAUUGCAGAGCCAGAUAGGAAGGUGGAGAGUUUCUUGUCGUAUCGAGCGAGGUGUUACUGAACGACAACUAUCACUAGACAAUACACUACUUCCGACACCUGGGCCAGCAGACGACGAAGAGCAAACGACUUUGAAUCGUUGGGAACAAAUGUACUUCGAAGCUGGACAAGCAGAAAAAGGAGACCUGAUAGACCAAAACAAAAUGAUACGAAGUGCUGUACGAGUUGUCACUUUUGAUCUUGACAACACUUUGUGGAAAACGAAGCAAUGCAUUGGUGCAGCAAAUGAUGCCCUCGCGUCCUAUCUAGACAAACACAACGUCCAACAACCAAAACGUAUCGAGGAAAUAAUGAGAGAACUUUUCCAGGCUAACAAAAAGGUAUAUGCACCACGGACUGAAAACGCAACAGCUCCAGUGUUGUUGACACAACUCCGGAAAGACGCUUUGAAGGAGGUAUUGAUGACUUCGAAUGAAUAUACCGAAGAAGAGGCUGAAACAUUCGCAAACAAAGCCUUCGAGCGCUGGACUGCUGCAAGACACGAAGCAAUACCACUUCACUUUGCCAGUGACGUUCUGGGAUGCUUGCAACGAAUAUCAUCAAUUCGGUCAAACGAUGGCACACCUUUGUUGAUUGGUGCAAUAACAGAUGGAAACUCAGAUCCUCGCAAUGUGGAUGAAUUGAAAGACUACUUUGAUUUUUGUGUAAAUGCAGAGUCCGUUGGUGUUUCUAAACCAGAUAGACGGGUAUUCCUAGACGCUGUUCGGUAUGUCGUGUCACAUCCAGAUUUUCAGGAUCUGGGGAGGACAGCCUCCGACAAUGAAGAUGAUCUUGAAGAUGUCGUAGGCCCAUAUUGGGUCCACAUUGGCGAUGAUUUUUCGAAAGAUAUUGUAGCAGCAAAGAGCAUGAGAAUGAGGUCAAUAUGGGCGCAAGAAUUGAUUCGAGACAAGCUACCCAAAACAAGCAUCGAACAAGAUGAAGGUAGGAGCCUGAACUUGGAAGACUUUGUACGUAAAGUUUCGGAAAAAGAAGUUAUCGAAAUGUCAAUUGGAGCAGAUAAUUAUCUCGCCGAUGCUAUGACACAAGAGUUUGCAGACUCUGUCGCUACAACUUUCUCUGGGGUGAGCGAGAUACUGUCAUCUUGGCAUCGGGAAGCUUUGGCAGACGAGAAAAAAAUGGAUGCAGCGUUGGAAGUAAUUAUGCCCGACACCUCUAUCAGUCCCAGCGUAGAGAACCCAAUUCCAUUUGGCGAUUCUGACUUUAUUGUGUCUGCAACGGUGUCUCGUACUUUUCGGCUGACUCGAAAUGAUUGUUCCAUGGAUGUUCCAGCACCUUUCAAGAACAGGGAAGAGCAAACGAUGAAGGAUAUAAUGGCAAUGGCUCAACUCAAUAAAGCCUCUGGAGUUUUUUCAUUCCCUCCAGAUGAGGUCGAGUUAUUGACCCAAGGGAAGAGGACCCUGAUGGUAGAGAUAGCAACAACAGGAAUCAAAUUCUCACGUGAAAUCUUUGCAGAUGCAUUUGACUCUCCUUCUUUCGAUUUGUUCUGA
Molecule: messenger RNA, 1626 nt
Organism: Cylindrotheca closterium
Lineage: Eukaryota; Bacillariophyta; Bacillariophyceae; Bacillariales; Bacillariaceae
Source: the annotation of a GenBank genome assembly